Messenger RNA from Lagenorhynchus albirostris (white-beaked dolphin), 3926 nucleotides. It is a transcript of the gene PHC3, whose product is annotated as polyhomeotic homolog 3. Lineage: Eukaryota; Metazoa; Chordata; Mammalia; Artiodactyla; Delphinidae. The coding region runs from base 10 to 3048 and encodes 1012 amino acids. The transcript has 18 exons. Gene Ontology annotation, molecular function: zinc ion binding; protein binding. Gene Ontology annotation, cellular component: nucleus; PRC1 complex. The record is from RefSeq and is a predicted model, not a curated record.
GGAGAGAAGAUGGCGGAAGCGGAGUUUAAGGACCACAGUACAGCUAUGGAUAGUGAACCAAACCCUGGAACAUCUUCGGUAUCGACAACAACCAGUAGCACUACCACGACCACCAUCACCACUUCCUCCUCUCGAAUGCAGCAACCACAGAUCUCUGUCUAUAGUGGCUCAGACCGACAUGCUGUACAGGUAAUUCAACAGGCAUUGCACCGCCCUCCCAGCUCAGCUGCUCAGUAUCUACAGCAAAUGUAUGCCGCUCAGCAACAGCACUUAAUGCUGCACACAGCAGCUCUCCAGCAGCAGCACUUAAGCAGCUCCCAGCUUCAGAGCCUUGCUGCUGUUCAGGCAAGUUUGUCCAGUGGAAGACCACCUACAUCCCCCACAGGAAGUGUCACACAGCAGUCAAGUAUGUCCCAGACAUCUAUCAACCUCUCUACUUCUCCUACACCUGCACAGUUAAUAAGCCGUUCCCAGGCUUCCAGUUCUACCAGUGGCAGUAUUACCCAACAGACUAUGUUACUAGGGAGUACCUCCCCUACCCUAACGGCAAGCCAAGCUCAAAUGUAUCUCCGAGCUCAAAUGCUGAUUUUCACACCCGCUACCACUGUGGCUGCUGUACAGUCUGACAUUCCUGUUGUCUCGUCGUCAUCGUCAUCUUCCUGUCAGUCUGCAGCUACUCAGGUUCAGAAUUUAACAUUACGCAGCCAGAAGUUGGGUGUAUUAUCUAGCUCACAAAAUGGUCCGCCAAAAAGUACUAGUCAAACUCAGUCAUUGACAAUUUGUCAUAACAAAACAACAGUGACCAGUUCUAAAAUCAGCCAACGAGAUCCUUCUCCAGAAAGUAAUAAGAAAGGAGAAAGUCCAAGUCUGGAAUCACGAAGCACAGCUGUCACCCGGACAUCAAGUAUUCACCAGUUAAUAGCACCAGCUUCAUAUCCUCCAAUUCAGCCUCAUCCUCUAAUAAAACAUCAGCAGAUUCCUCUUCAUUCACCACCUCCCAAAGUUUCCCACCAUCAGCUGAUGCUACAGCAGCAGCAACAGCAAAUUCAGCCAAUCACACUUCAAAGUCCAACUCAAGACCCACCACCAUCCCAGCACUGUUUACCACUCCAAAACCACGGCCUGCCUCCAGCUCCCAGUAGUGCCCAGUCACAGCAUUGUUCCCCAAUUCAGAGUCAUCCCCCUCCUUUACCAGUGUCUCCCAGCCAGUCACAGUCAGCACAGCAGUCUGUAGUGGUGUCUCCUCCACCACCUCAUUCACCAAGUCAGUCUCCUACUAUAAUUAUUCAUCCACAAGCACUUAUUCAGCCACACCCACUUGUGUCAUCAGCUCUCCAGCCAGGGUCAAACUUGCAGCAGUCCACUGCUAAUCAGGUGCAACCUACAGCACAGCUGAACCUUCCAUCCCAUCUUCCACUUCCAGCUUCCCCUGUUGUACACAUUGGCCCAGUGCAGCAGUCCACCUUGGUGUCCCCAGGUCAGCAGAUUGUGUCUCCAGCAUCACACCAGCAGUAUUCAACCCUGCAGUCCUCUCCAAUCCCAAUUGCAACCCCUCCGCAGAUGUCGACAUCUCCUCCAGCUCAGAUUCCACCACUGCCCUUGCAGUCUAUGCAGUCUUUACAAGUGCAGCCUGAAAUUCUGUCCCAGGGCCAGGUUUUGGUGCAGAAUGCUUUGGUGUCAGAAGAGGAGCUUCCAGCUGCAGAAGCUUUGGUCCAGUUGCCAUUUCAGACUCUUCCUCCUCCACAGACUGUUGCGGUAAACCUACAAGUACAACCACCAGCAUCCGUUGAUCCACCAGUGGGAAUGCAUUUGAACCAGUGUCAUCUGCACAAAGUUUUUUCUCUUAAGGUUUAUCAAGUAGAAGAUGUAUGUGAAGAAGAAAUGCCAGAGGAGUCAGAAGAAUGUGUCCGAAUGGAUAGAACUCCACCACCACCCACAUUGUCUCCAGCAGCUAUAACUGUGGGGAGAGGAGAAGAUUUGACUUCUGAGCAUCCUUUGUUAGAGCAAGUAGAAUUACCUGUUGUGGCAUCAGUCAGUGCUUCAGUAAUUAAAUCUCCAUCAGAUCCUUCACAUGUGUCUGUUCCUCCACCUCCACUCUUACUUCCAGCUGCUACCACAAGGAGUAAUAGUACAUCUGUGCCUAGCAGCAUACCCAGUGUAGAAAACAAACCUCCACAGGCUAUUGUUAAGCCACAGAUCUUGACCCAUGUUAUUGAAGGCUUUGUAAUUCAGGAGGGAUUGGAGCCAUUUCCUGUGAGUCGUUCAUCUCUGCUGAUUGAACAGCCUGUGAAAAAAAGGCCUAUUUUGGAUAAUCAGGUGAUAAAUUCCGUGUGUGUUCAGCCAGAGCUACAGAAUAAUGCAAAGCAUGCAGAUAAUUCAUCUGACACGGAGAUGGAAGACAUGAUUGCUGAAGAGGCAUUAGAAGAAAUGGACAGUGAGUUGCUCAAGUGUGAAUUCUGUGGAAAGAUGGGGUAUGCUAAUGAAUUUCUGCGGUCAAAACGAUUCUGCACUAUGUCGUGUGCCAAAAGGUACAAUGUUAGCUGUUCUAAAAAAUUUGCACUUAGUCGUUGGAAUCGUAAGCCUGAUAAUCAAAGUCUUGGGCAUCGUGGCCGUCGUCCAAGUGGCCCUGAUGGGGCAGCAAGAGAACAUAUCCUUAGGCAGCUUCCAAUUACUUAUCCAUCUGCAGAAGAAGACUUGGCUUCUCAUGAAGAUUCUGUGCCAUCUGCUAUGACAACACGCCUGCGCAGGCAGAGUGAGCGGGAAAGAGAGCGUGAGCUUCGGGAUGUGAGAAUGAGGAAAAUGCCUGAGAACAGUGACUUGCUACCAGUUGCACAAACGGAGCCAUCUGUAUGGACAGUUGAUGACGUCUGGGCCUUCAUCCAUUCUUUGCCUGGCUGCCAGGAUAUUGCAGAUGAGUUCAGAGCACAGGAGAUUGAUGGACAGGCUCUUCUCUUGCUAAAAGAAGACCAUCUUAUGAGUGCAAUGAAUAUCAAGCUAGGCCCGGCCCUAAAGAUCUGUGCACGCAUCAACUCUCUGAAGGAAUCUUAACGGGAUCAUGAGGCUCUGAGAUAACAGCAGUUUUAUUCUUAAACAAACUUGUAAGAGGUGUUGCUAUAUGCAGGGUGUGUGACAGAACAAUACAGAGAAGCUGGUGCUGAUUUACUAUACAUUUUGAACUACACCCAGUAUUGACAGUGCAGUAACUUUUGAAAACUGAAAAAUCUCAGAAGAGCUUGCUGAACAGGACUUUCAUAUUAUUAAAACCUCAAACACUGACCCAACCAGGAUGAACAAAGAAUCACCAAGGGGAAAGAAAACAUUUUUUUAUCUUUACAAAAAACAAAUGUUAAGAUUAUACAUAGAUGUAUUCUUUAUGUUGGAUAUUGUACUAGAGUCCUCCUUGCAGGGAAUGAAAUAGUUUUAGCACUCUUAGCAUUAGCGGUCCUAGAUUGGUGUCUAUAGCUGCAGUUUUAAAAUGUAUAACCUGACAAUGAAGUUAAUUUUGCAUUAUGAGAGCACACCAUGAUCUAUGUAAAAAGAUUGUCCAUUUGGUGUAUUUUUUUAAAAAAGAGAAAGCACUUUCAUAUUAACAGUAGCAUGUGUAUGAAUUUUAGAUUUUCAUAUUUGUUGUGUCUGUAUUCAGUGAAGUAAAAUUGAACAUUUCAAAUGUUUGUUGAUGGCAACAUUAACUGUUAAAUUAAAGCACCUUAUACUCUGCUGCUUAAACUUGCUUGUAAUUGCACCUUUGUUACCUGCACAUUUUCACAUAGAAUAUUGUUGUAACAUUGCUUCAUGUGGGUCUGGAUGGAAGGUUAGUGGGCCUACAGGAUCAUUUAUUUAUAUUGUUUAUAUUACAAUAAUAUAUUGUAGACCAGUUGUAAGUUCAUUUCUUUACAAAUAAAAGCCUCUUCCAUUUGGCUGGUCAA